AUGUCUGACUCCUCCGACGAAGAAGCAGCCGCCAUGGCCCUCGCAAUGGGCUUCUCAUCCUUCGGCGCCCCACCCUCCAAGAAAAAACGCAAGUUCAACAGCGCCACCGACGCGUUUGUUGACGGCCAAGAACAGCUGACGCCCGAACAGUUGGAGAAUCUUGAUCGCGGGGGUAAGAAGGGGAAGGGGAGUGGCGGGAAUAAUGUUGCGUUGGGACGCGCGAGGGUUUUUGGAACUGGGAGUGGGAGUGGAGGUGUUAGUUAUGAGGCGCAAGCACCUUUGGUCUUGCAAGCACAUUCUCAUGCACGCAAUGAUGCUGAGAUAAAUCUAUAUGGUGGCGGGGCAGAUGAUGAGAGUGGGGAUGAGGAGAGGCCGAAUUAUAUGGAUACGAGUCUCCCUGCUCCGGUUGAGGAGUUGAGGGGGAUAGGAAGCGGAGGGGAAGGAAGUUUGGAGUUGCAGAAUCAAGCUACAGAAAAGGCAACAGAAGCAGCAGAUGAGAUGCAAGCGAAGAUCGACUCCAUACUAGCUAGUGCGCAGCCAGGCAUCUCUGUCCCGCCUCCACCUGCACUUCCACUCGGGUACACAGAUUCAGCGUCUACGGAGGGGAGGAUAAGGAGUCCUCCAGCGGCGGCGGUAGAGUCUAUUGCGGGUUCGAGUAGAGGUGGAGGCGGUGAUGGUAUGAGAGGGGGACGGGGUGGGGGUUCUGCGAGGGGAGGACGGAGAAAUGAGAGGUGGUGGGAGGGGUAUUAUGAUCCCAGUUUUAAUGUUAAUCCGUGGGAGGCUCUGGAAAAGAAAAUGGAGCUGCGGAGUGUGGGGAGUUGGUUGGAGAAGGGGCAUUGGGAUUUGAAUGCUGGGGUUAGAGUUCCGACAACGACGAGUGCUACAUGA
This is a messenger RNA of Lachnellula hyalina, 888 nucleotides long. RefSeq lists its product as uncharacterized. The transcript has a single exon. NCBI's taxonomy places the organism in Eukaryota, Fungi, Ascomycota, Leotiomycetes, Helotiales, Lachnaceae. The coding region runs from base 1 to 888 and encodes 295 amino acids. The record is from RefSeq and is a predicted model, not a curated record.